Poecilia reticulata (guppy) is the source of this 880-nucleotide messenger RNA. Lineage: Eukaryota; Metazoa; Chordata; Actinopteri; Cyprinodontiformes; Poeciliidae. The record is from RefSeq and is a predicted model, not a curated record.
CACUUUUCCUCCGUGGCACUUCUGCUAAACACCCGCUGACGCACAGCUGUUUCAGGAGGGGCAUUUAACUUUCUUUCAUCAGUAGUCAUUCCUAUCAAAGGCACCGAAAGAGGAACUUCUGCAAGCUGGACGUCUUGCUUUACCCCCCUUUACAUCGGUGCAACUAGCAGGGGGAAAAAACAAGCGAUUAUGGUGUAGAUUCUUUAAAGUUAAACCGAGUUAAGUCAAUGCAACGUAAGGAUUAGUAUAUAUCGCCUGGUUUAGAGCUGACCCUUUCUCCUAUCAUGUGUGCGGUGCGUCUUUGUUACUCGUGGUCUUGCAGAGCGCUCUGGACGAUUUUUAUUAUCCUGGCGGCAGCGCCUUGUCUGCUGCGCUGCUCUGAGAGACCUGCGUUAGUUGUUGGAAAAAUGUAUCCAAGGGGCAAUCACUGGGCUGUAGGUCAUUUAAUGGGAAAGAAGAGCAUUACGAGUCUGCCUGGACAGCAGCAGGAAAACCUUGACUACCUCAUGCUUUCACAGUCGGACAAGAUCUUUGAUCAGGACCAAACUGUGAAGGAAAUGUCAGCAGAGAAGCAAAAGCAAACAGUGCUGCGAAAGCUGCUCCACAACAACAGGAGAGAAGACAACAGAGGAAAACACCUCCGAGAGGUGUUGGACCUCCUAAUUCUGACUUUGAGACAGCAAGACAGCGAAUCCUCCUGAAGGCAAGACAAACCCGGCUGCAGACGCAGCCUCUGACGUCUACUCAACCUGCUCUGUAAUCACAUAUUUACAAUGUAUAAGCUCUGUGCUGUAGAAAAAGACACUAGAGACACAAAACCAAUGUUGUUUUUGGUGAAUUAGCAUUUUUACUUGCACAAAAUAAAAAGGUUUCAACCGCC